AUGAAUCACGAGAGAUAUCAAGAGCGCCUAGACCUAGUCAAAACCGUCAUCCAUAGCUAUGGACUCGAAGCCGUAGAAAUCACCCCCAUAGACUACGACGAAACAUCUCCCUUCGCCUACAACAACUAUAUCUACAAAAUUACCCUCACCACCCCCGCCACGCCAUCCUCCUUCUCCUUGCCCGAUGGUGGCCGCCGCCCUUACACCCAGCCGCCCCCGGCAGAGGGCGUCCGCGCUAUCGUAAUGCGCAUCGCGAACCCGAAGGCGGAGGGCAUCGUCCAGGAGACCCGCGUCGAGAACGAGGUGGCGGCGAUCCACCUCGCGCGUCAGGGUCUUGUAUCGUACAAGCCCGAGAUUGCGGGGCUCGUGCCGGCGCUGUACGACUGGCGGCCGUACCGCCCUUCCGAGGCGGGGGAGAAGGGAGCAGGAGAAGGCGGCCGCUACGGGUGGAGUCUGAUGGAGUUCAAGGAGGGCGUGCCGCUGGAUACCGUGUUCCGUGACCUGGACGACGGGGAGAAGAGCGAUGUGCUGGGGCAGAUUGCGGACGUGGUUACGGGGAUUCAGAGGGCGCCUUUGCCGGAGGGUAUCCGGUCUCACGGGGGCCUCACGAUCGAUGCGCGGGGCGAGAUUGUGGGGGGUCGGAUGACGACGCUCAAGGGCGGGCCGUGGGAGACGUACAGCGAUUUCUGGAAGGCGAGGUUGGCGCUCCGUCUGGAGGAUGCGGAUGCGAGUCCGGCACUGGAGGGGUGGAGGCCCAACGGCGUGAGGGAGCGCGUCGAUGGGUUCUUGGAGUCUGGGCUCGAGAGGUAUCUUGAGGGGUCUGGGGUUGAUGUUGGGAGGCGGGCUCUCAUUCACGGGGACCUCACCACGAACAACACGCUCUACGACACGACGACCAAAAAGCUUACAUCAAUCCUCGACUUCGACUUCGCCUUCAUCUCGCACCCCUGCCACGAAUUCUUCACAUCCCUAGGCGACGUCGGCGGCAACACGGGCGGCGGCACGGGACGGGACCCGGACCUCAGUCGGGGUCUUCUGGGGAAGGCGAUGCUGACCGGCGACUUUGACGGCAUCGGAGCCAGUCUUCCGCAAGAGGCCUCGGGGCAGCUGACGAGGGCCAGGGCGUGGGACGGCGCGCUGAGGGAGAGGGGCGCGCUGCGGCCCAGCGAGAUUGCCGGUAUGGCUGCGCUGGAUGGGUUGAGGAGGCUCGAGGCACUGGCCUGUCCUUUUGCGCUGGAGCAUCCUUUCAUGUUGAGGCGCAAGACAAAGGAGGAGAUUGAGGAGAUGAGGGAGGGUGCGGAGAGGGCGCUUGUUGAGUGCCUUGUUGGGUUUGGGUAUUGA
Messenger RNA from Colletotrichum orchidophilum, 1341 nucleotides. Its product is annotated as phosphotransferase enzyme family protein. NCBI's taxonomy places the organism in Eukaryota, Fungi, Ascomycota, Sordariomycetes, Glomerellales, Glomerellaceae. The record is from RefSeq and is a predicted model, not a curated record. The transcript has 3 exons. Bases 1 to 1341 code for a protein of 446 amino acids.